AUGACCGACACAUCACCUAUACUCUCGGAAAAGGUGCCAGCCCACUUUCUCCACCCGGUCGAUCAGGAUGUCCGGUUACCCCAGAACAUCGCCCAUCGAGGGUUCAACGGUCAAUACCCCGAGAACACGAUACUGGCAAUCGAAAAGGGAAUCGAAGUAGGCGCCCACGCAAUCGAAAUUGACCUUCACAUCUCGCGCGAUGGAGUCGUGGUACUUUCACACGACCCAAGCCUCGAACGAUGCUACGGUGUCAAGAAGAAUGUCGGAGACUGUGACUGGGAGUAUCUGAAAACCCUGCGAACCGUGCAGGCCCCUCCACAGCCCAUGCCCCGGUUCAUCGAUGUAUUGGAAUACCUCAGACAACCGGGCCGAGAACAUUACUGGAUUCUGCUUGACAUCAAGCUCACUCAAGAUCCCGACGCCAUCAUGAAAGGAAUCGCGCAAGCCACCGCAUCCGUCCCCAUCGCUGCCAUCGGAUCCGACUGGCACCGUCGCAUUGUAGCGGGUACCUGGAACGGCCGCUUCAUUUCCGCCGCCUCAGAGCAUCUUCCCGGCUACGCACUGUCGCUCAUCUGCGCAGACCCGACGUACGCGCGCCAGUUCCUCGACGUACCCCGCGUCGGCUUCAACAUCAAUCAGAAGGUCCUGAUGGGCCCGCUAGGCAAGGGGUUCAUCGAGGAAGCCCGCGCCGCCAGACGACAGGUCUAUGUUUGGACGGUCGAUGAGCCGAAUCUGAUGCGGUGGUCGAUUGAGCACGAGGUCGACGGCGUGGUUUCCAAUGAGCCUGGUCGGUUCCAUGACGUCUGUGAGGAGUGGGAGAGCGAGCAUGAGGAUCUGAAAUUCGUUCCUCGGAAGACUCGGAUCUCAUUCAAGCAGCGCAUGCAGGUCCUCGCCAUUGCGAUUUACAUCAAGUGCUUUGGCUGGUACCACCGUCGCCGGUAUCUCAGUCCUAUUGAGCGGGUGGAUUUGGAAGCGCGCAAGCUGGGAUAG
Messenger RNA from Penicillium nucicola, 990 nucleotides. Its product is annotated as glycerophosphodiester phosphodiesterase. Gene Ontology annotation, molecular function: phosphoric diester hydrolase activity. Gene Ontology annotation, biological process: lipid metabolic process. The coding region runs from base 1 to 990 and encodes 329 amino acids. Lineage: Eukaryota; Fungi; Ascomycota; Eurotiomycetes; Eurotiales; Aspergillaceae. The transcript is spliced from 4 exons. The record is from RefSeq and is a predicted model, not a curated record.